Messenger RNA from Spea bombifrons (plains spadefoot toad), 1460 nucleotides. It is a transcript of the gene CLEC19A, whose product is annotated as C-type lectin domain containing 19A. NCBI's taxonomy places the organism in Eukaryota, Metazoa, Chordata, Amphibia, Anura, Pelobatidae. The record is from RefSeq and is a predicted model, not a curated record. The transcript is spliced from 5 exons. Gene Ontology annotation, molecular function: signaling receptor activity. The coding region runs from base 143 to 724 and encodes 193 amino acids.
CGGCAGCCACUGACAGCUAGUUAAUGGGGGGAGUGGACUCCAAGAACUCGGAAUCUGUUUUAGAAAACACGACAUCGACAGCAAAGACAUCCAAGUCUGACUCAAGGAGGGCUUGACAUCCUAACGGUCUUAAAAACUAAAAAUGAGAAACUGUCUACCAGCUUCAAUCCAAUGGGACGUGUGUACAAUUCUCGCAUUGGUCUUAUAUACAGCUCAAGCCUUUCCCCAGACGGAGAUUAAACUCAGCCAAGCAUUCACAGACUUCCGUCAGCCCUUCGCCUGCCCUCUGUUUUGGACAGAAUACAACGGGAACUGCUACAGGUUCUUCCCAAUGAAUAAAACCUGGGCCGAAGCAGACUUUUACUGUGCAGAGUUUUCACUUGGCAGGACAACUGGGAAAUUAGUGUCUAUCCACAGCUGGGAUGAAAAUGUUUUUGUGUAUGACCUAGUAAACAGUCAGGUUCCAGGAGUACCUACAGAUAUCUGGAUAGGAUUAAGUGACAGGAGACAGGAAGGAGAAUUUGAAUGGACAGACGGGACGCACAAUGAUUACACCUACUGGGAUGGAAGUCAGCCUGAUGAUGGAACCAAUAGCACCCCAGAGGACGAGGACUGUGUUCAGAUAUGGUACAGAUAUUAUAGCGCCUUGCGUUCCUGGAAUGACAAUAGCUGCAGUCGUGAAUUCCCUUUUGUCUGCAAGAUCCCUUCACAGCCAAACAUGUGAUCGAUUCACUGCUCGUCUACAGAACACAUAACAGAGGAUCACCGGAGAGAAUCGUACAAUCUCAAAAUCUACUUUGAAUAUGCUAACAGAUCAUGGUGCUUUUUUAUUAACACGAUUAAUAAUAAUAUUCAUGUGUAUGUAUCUAAAUGAAUGAAUCUGGUCAAAAAUAUCUAUAUUGUUUUGUUUCCCAGUGCAGUCUACGUGACUUCAAUUAUUCUGAUAGAUUAUUGAAUCCAGCCCAAUGUCUUAAAAAUCAGGAGUAUCCAGUCUGAAAUGAAAAUGAUUCCAUCAGCUUCCUAUAGGAACCUUGAGACAGCCAAACACAAAUUAAGAAUAAUGGGAAAAUAUCUCAGAGAAUACCCCAAAACAAUUGGAUGCCUUUACUCCUAAUUAAAUGUCAAUCAAAGCACGGUCAUUUGAAACAAAAAAGGUUUUCAUAUUCAGAAAUGCAAAUAAAAAUGAUGCAGGAGAUCCUGACAGCUCCCCCUGUGCACAAAUAUACCUGGCCAUAAUAAACAGUAUACCGAAUUACAGAAUUUAAGAAGAAAACAGAAAGAUGCGGUUCAGACAAAAGUGAUAGAAUUUAUUAAUGUUGCUUUCAACAAGAUUCCAUUUUCUCAGCAAGUUAUUAAUUGUUCUUUAUAGGACAUAUCCUAAAGUCAGGUCAUUUUUCAUUAAAUAUAACCCUAAAAAAGGUGCGCAGAUCAAUUAUAUAUUCCCGCAGCAUGUGUUUCAA